Molecule: messenger RNA, 474 nt
Organism: Closterium sp. Naga37s-1
Lineage: Eukaryota; Viridiplantae; Streptophyta; Zygnematophyceae; Desmidiales; Closteriaceae
Source: the annotation of a GenBank genome assembly
AUGCGGGGAGACAACGAGGAUGCUGAGAGACCCUCAGGGCACCAGGCGGGAACUGACGGGCUGAUGCAGGCGAUGGAGAUGAGGCUGAGGGCGCUGGAAGGGCAGCUGGAGGAGACACGGAGGGUACUGGAGGAGGCUGAGAGGCGCCGAGCAGAGGAGAUGUCAAUAGUGAGAGGGGAAAUGUUAACAGUGCGAGGGAGACUGGUGACAGUAAGAGGAGAGCUGGUGACACUCCUCUCAAAGCGAAGCAGCGACGGCACGAGCGUUCUCCCAUCCCAGCACGGCAGGGAGAUGGCGGCGCUGGCAGGCACGGAGGGCUCGCGAGGCAUGCGCAUAGGCAGCCGCUCUGCCAGGCCAUGUGGGGGAGGGGGCGGGCAAGGACGCUACAGAGGGGGCGGUGGCAAGGAGGCUCCGACGAUUAUGGCGGCUGCUGGUGCUGGGAGCGUUGUGAUGAGGUCAGACGGCAACAGGUGA